Messenger RNA from Gregarina niphandrodes, 1719 nucleotides. Its product is annotated as putative phosphatase. The transcript has 4 exons. NCBI's taxonomy places the organism in Eukaryota, Apicomplexa, Conoidasida, Eugregarinorida, Gregarinidae. Gene Ontology annotation, molecular function: protein phosphatase regulator activity. Gene Ontology annotation, biological process: protein dephosphorylation. Gene Ontology annotation, cellular component: protein phosphatase type 2A complex; cytoplasm. The record is from RefSeq and is a predicted model, not a curated record. The coding region runs from base 1 to 1719 and encodes 572 amino acids.
AUGAAUGUGGUAUUAAAGCAUUGCGAUCAGGACAGAGUGGUUAGUAAAUUGCUGCCUGGUCUGGGAGAGAUGAUUUUGUAUGGGGGUGAUGAGAAUCUGAUUUGGGAGGUCGGUGUUACAACGUUCCCUCUAAUUUUGAAGGACUAUCCGGAGAGUUUCUCGGCAGUGAUGGAGAGUUAUAGGUUUAUGUUGGUACAUGAGGAAAGUGCUAUUCGGGAAGGAUCGUUAAAGGGUUUAAGCACAAUAUUGGAGAACAACGUUACGGCAACAUUGGAUCAAUUUGUGAGUCUUUAUGAGUCUGUGGUUCUGGGCGGCAAGGCAAACAAUUGUCAUUUUGCGCGAUGUAGUAGCAAUAAAAUGUUCGCGCUUAUGUUCCAACACCUAUCGCUCAAUCAACGACAGAGCAUGCUGCCCACCUAUUUAUCUCAUGCCAGCGAUGAAAGUCCCCUGGUACGUAAGGCCUUCGCCUCCAGUCUCGCCCAGGUCGCUGACCACGCUAUCACUCAAGAACUCUUCGAGUCCAUCUACCCCGCCGCCAUCACUGGAUGGAAAGAUGAAUAUCUCGAACAGGUCCGAGUCGACUCGCUAUGCACUCUCAUGACUAUGGCCCGGAAAUUGUCGCCACCCAAGAUUGAGAAACACAUCAUCUCUACCCUUUCGCGAAUCACCACCGACGCUAGCUGGAGAAUACGACUAACCUUUCUGGACCAGGCCCAUAAGUUCAUGGCGGUCACAGGUCCGGAACUAAAUAAAAAGUAUGUCUGGCCGUGGAUUAUUGAACUACUAAGCGAUGGCGUGGUGGAAGUUUCAACUCGCGCAUUCCAAAUUAUCCAUCACUGUAUGAAGUACCUGGAUGCGGAGGUAUACCAGUCGUGUGUGGCAGAGAGUGUGGCUGAGUUCCUGAAGGACCCGGAGAGCAAGGAGGAGGACGCAGUGGCGGCAGUGGCAUUGAUUGUGGGGGAUUCGGCCGGGUCGAUGAAGUCUUCGGAGUUGGCGCGUUGCUCCGAAGUUCUAAUGGGGCAUUCGUCGAGUGUGGUGCGAACCAACUUGGUAUCACAGUUCCCGUUCAUUCUGGGUUUGCUGGACGAACCGGGUGCGGUCCAUUCGUUGGUGACUGCAGCGUCCAAAGACGUACAGUGGAGGGUACGAGCGGAAUUAGCGAAGCACUUGGGCGAGAUCAGUCAGGUCUUCAGCGCAGAUGAGUGCCUCAAGCUGCUGGUCACGGCCCUUUUAGACCUAUGCGACUUCGUUCGGAACGCCGUCGUGACCAACCUCCAUUCGAUUAUACAACACUCCUCAACGGUCACACUUGACCAUGUCAUCGGCUGCCUCUUCACCUUAUGGAAACUGAACCACGCUCCCCCAGACGGAGGCACCGCCAUUGCGAUACCAACCACAGACAUCCUUUACGAGGUCGUCAUGCGAUCCAAAAGAAACAUCACUUCGUAUAUUGUUACCAAAACGCUCAUCCGAGCAUUCGUCACGUGCCUCAUCAUAGACGACCGACCGAGCGAUAGAAUUCUGGAGGAUAUAAUCCUCCUGUCCACAGCGGAUUCCAUCCCAAAUAUUAGAAGGCUCGCCUGGAAGUCUCUGGAAAAACUCCACCAAGCAAAGCGGGUUGGCGGAGACGUUCUGGCCGCAAGGCUGGAACAGCAAUUACCGCGUGAAGGCGAUACUGACGUGCUCGAAACAAUGAAGGUUUUGAAGGCUACAAUUUAG